This is a messenger RNA of Solanum verrucosum, 2383 nucleotides long. RefSeq names its product ABC transporter A family member 7-like. The record is from RefSeq and is a predicted model, not a curated record. The transcript has 14 exons. Bases 325 to 2160 code for a protein of 611 amino acids. Gene Ontology annotation, biological process: transmembrane transport; lipid transport. Gene Ontology annotation, molecular function: ABC-type transporter activity; ATP hydrolysis activity; ATP binding. Lineage: Eukaryota; Viridiplantae; Streptophyta; Magnoliopsida; Solanales; Solanaceae. Gene Ontology annotation, cellular component: membrane; intracellular membrane-bounded organelle.
UAAUUUCCUACUGCAGUGUUACAAUGUCGUGAAGGUUUAUCCUUGUGGCGUAAUAGUCCCUCUGAGAUCAAUGAUGAGCUGUUUAAAGGUUACAUAAAGGGGAAUACGGAGAAAAAGACAGGCGAGAUAGCAGCAGCAUAUGAUUGGUUAAAUACAAAUGAAAAUAGGUUCAAUGUGAGUGUUUGGUAUAAUGGAACCUAUAAGUAUGAAGGUCAAAGUGAACAAUUGGUACGGGUGCCUCCUUUGGUGAACCUGGCAUCAAAUGCCUUCCUUCAAAAUUUGCUUGGACCUUCCUUCAAUAUUCUGUUUGAUUAUACCAAAGAAAUGCCCAAGCACGGAAGUAUGAGGAUGUCGGAGAUUUCUUCUCAGAUGGGACCAAUUUUAUUUUCAUGGGUGAUUUUACAGCUUUUCCCAGUUGCUUUUGUAGCUCUGGUUUAUGAAAAGCAGCAGAAUCUACGAAUCAUGAUGAAAAUGCACGGACUUAAGGACGGCCCCUAUUGGACUAUUACUUAUGCUUAUUUUCUUCUCAUAUCAUCUCUCUACAUGUUUGGCUUUGUGGCGUUUGGCUCGCUCUUAGAAUUAAGUAUCUUUCUUCGUAAUGCUUUCAGCAUCCAGUUUGUGUUCUACUUCAUCUACAUAAACUUGCAAAUCGCAUGUGCAUUUCUGCUGGCUGGAUUUUUCAAAGAUGUUACGACAGCCACAGUCAUGGGGUACUUGGUGGUGUUUGCAAGUGGUCUCUUAGGAUCAUUCUUUUUCUCAAACUUUCUAUCUGGUGCUUCAAUAUCAGAAGUGUGGAUUAUAUUGAUGGAGCUAUAUCCUGGAUUUGCUCUUUAUCGUGGAUUAUUUGAGUUUGGGGAAUAUAGCAAGAGUGGUCUUUAUACGGGUGAAAGUGGUGGCAUGAAAUGGGCAAAUUUGAGCGAUCCUGGUAAUGGGAUGAAACAGGUUAUGAUUAUAAUGUUAGUGGAGUGGAUAGUAGUUCUCCUUGUUGCUUUUUACUUGGACCAGAUCAAUUCAUCAGGGAAAAGUCCCCUAUUUUUCUUGGAGAACUCGCGGAAGAAGCAGACGCUAUCCACUAUGAACUUAUUAGAAAAGAAGGAUUCUGGAGUUUGUCUUGAAAUGGAGAAAGAAGAUGUUGCACAAGAGAGGGAAAAGGUUGAACAUAUGGUAGCUGGAUCGACAUCAGGUUAUCCCAUCGUUGUUGACAACCUGAAAAAGGUUUAUCCAGGGAUAGAUGGAAACCCCGAUAAAUAUGCAGUUAGAGGACUGUCACUUGCUGUGCCUGAAGGAGAAUGCCUUGGUAUGCUUGGCCCCAAUGGUGCUGGCAAAACAUCAUUUAUUAGUAUGAUGAUUGGGCUGACAAAGCCAAGCUCCGGUGCUGCAUUUGUUGACGGACUGAAUAUAAAUACAGAGAUGGACAAAGUAUACACCGUCAUGGGUGUAUGCCCUCAGCAUGACUUGCUUUGGGAUACAUUAACAGGAAGGGAGCACCUACUUUUCUAUGGAAGGCUUAAAAAUCUUAAAGGACAAGUUUUACAUCGAGCAGUUGAAGACUCUCUUAAGAGUCUCAACUUGUUUAACGGAGGCGUUGCUGACAAGCAAUCUGGGAGAUAUAGUGGUGGAAUGAAGAGAAGGCUAAGUGUUGCUAUUUCACUCAUUGGAAAUCCCAAGGUUGUCUACCUGGAUGAACCGAGUACUGGACUUGAUCCAGCUUCAAGAGAUACCUUGUGGACUGUUGUGAAGAAUGCACGGAAAGGCAGAUCGAUAAUUCUCAAUACCCAUUCAAUGGAAGAAGCGGAUUAUUUAUGUGAUCGCUUAGGAAUCUUCGUUGAUGGAAGCUUGCAAUGCAUAGCAAAUUCAUCAGAGUUGAAGGCAAGAUAUGGAGGGUCUUACGUGCUCGCGAUAACUACAUCAGCUGAUAAUGAGGUGGAAGUGGAGAACAUGGUGCGACAGAUAUGCCCAAAUGCCAACAAAGUGUAUCAUUUAUCGGGUACACAGAAGUUCGAGUUGCCAAAGCAUGAAUCGAAAAUUGCAGAUGUAUUUCAACUAGUUGAGAAUGCAAAGAGUAGAUUUCCAAUUUAUGCUUGGGGUAUGGCUGAUACAACUUUAGAGGAUGUUUUUAUCAAGGUUGCUUCUAGUGCUCAAUCCUUUAAUGAAGCAUGAUCAUAGCAUUCAACCACAAAUUAGAAAAAAAGAAAAAGAAGGAUCAUAUGUGCAUGAUGUUUUUUUUUUUUUGCCUUAAUUAGGAAAUAUUUAGGUUCAUGUAGAUACAUCAAGUACAGAGCAUAUGUGACUCUUAUUUUGUCAUGUAAUAUGUGUACAAUGAUGCCAAUCUCUGGCGUUUUGUUCGUGGAAUAGAAAGAGUUUGUUGUAUCAACAAAGUAUU